AUGAAGAUUCCCAACCCAUUCAGGAGGGAUCCCGCCCCUCCUGCCUUUGGGAAUGGAGAACCCAUUCCAGAGGACAAGGCCAACUGGCUUUCAGUUGUGGCCAUGCAUUGGCUGAGCCCUCUGCUAAGCGUGGGAUACUCUCGCCCUCUCGAAAAAGAAGAUCUUUGGUCACUCGGAGACUCUCGACUUACUGGUAAUCUGGCCGACCGUGUGGAAGAGCGUUUCUACCUUCGAUGUGAACCCAACAAACGCCCGAAGCAUCUGCAAGAGAAGCUCGCGACUCUUGAAAGCUUGCCGCCUCAAACCCCGGAGGUUUCUGAAAAGGUAGAUCAAGACACGGAAAAGCAGGAAAGCAAAGAGGACCCACCGACUGCAAAGGAAGCAAAGUCCCCAUACGACGAAUCGCUGUUCAAAGCUCUUCACCAAGUGCUGUUCAAGGAAAUAUGGACAUCAGGAUUCCUGGGCCUCGCAUGCGACACUCUCCGAACGACGACUCCUCUAUUGAGCAAGGUGCUUCUCGAAUGGUUAACAGCAUCUUACUUUUACUCCCGAGCCAGUCAAUCGGAACGCGAAGCCUUGGGUGUGCAGCCACGGGGAAUUGGUUAUGGAAUUGGAUUAGCGUUUGCGAUGUUCGUCAUGCAAGAGGCUGCUAGUCUCUUCGGUAACCAUUCGAUAAAGAUAUCCAUGGCCGCCGGUCAAUCCCUGAGGGCUGGGAUCAUCGGAAGCAUCGUGCGCAAGUCGUUGCGGCUGUCUGGACGAGCCAGGUCAGAACAUACCGUUGGUCAAAUCAUCACAAUGAUAUCCACCGACGGGACAAACCUGGAACAAUUCAUGGCAUAUGCUCACCAGAUGUGGGUGUCUCCCAUUCAGUUAAUUUUGGGAAUUGGGCUUUUGAUUGGGACGCUCGGUUACUCGGCCCUCGUCGGACUGGGAGUUAUCAUUAUCUCCAUGCCCGUGCAAGGAAUCCUCGUCAAAAUCUUCUUCAACCAAAGAGCCAAAUGUAUCAAGAUUACGGACAAACGUGUGCAAUUAACGAACGAAGUAUUGCAAGGCAUUCGUCUGGUCAAGUUCUAUGGAUGGGAAGGGUUCUAUAUCCAGCAAAUUGGACAAUACCGAGGCCAGGAAGUGAAGACAUUGCGAACCAGCGCAUUGGCUCUGGCAGCGCUCACUUGCAUCUUCCAAUUUACGCCUGUCCUGGCCGCCAUCCUUUCUUUCAUCACGUAUUCCCUCACGGGCCAUGAACUGGAUGUAGCCACCAUCUUCACAGCGUUGCAGCUUUUCAAUAUCAUCCGAAUUCCUCUUCUCGUCUUCCCGCUCGUCAUGUCCAGCUUGGCCAGUGCCCUCAUUGCUCUAGGACGUAUUGGAAAGUUCCUCUCUUCCGAAGAGCUCCAAGACCCUUAUCUUCUCCAACCCGAUUCCAAGCUUGCCGUUGAUAUGGAUGCUGAUUUUACUUGGGAGGCUCUAGUCAAACCCGAGGAGAGCAAAGACGACAAAAAGGACGACAAAGUUGCUGAAAAGGAAUCGGAAAAGAAUGGUGAUUCCAAGAAGAAGGGUAAAGGCAAGAAGGCAAAGAAAGGAGAGGCGGAUGACAAGGAAGCUUUACCUUCGACAAGUCAGGACGUCGCGGAAGAGCCUAAGGACUCGGACUCUGCCAAGAAGGAAGAAGACCCGCCUUUCGAGCUGAAGAAUCUUCGCUUGACCGUACCCAAGGGAGCGCUUGUUGGUAUCGUUGGACGUGUCGGAUCUGGCAAGAGCUCUGUUCUCCAAGCCAUCAUUGGUGAAAUGAGGCGCACCCGAGGCGAGGUUACUGUUGGAGGGAAGAUCGCCUACGUUCCACAGGUCCCUUGGAUUCAGAAUGCAACUUUACGGGAGAACAUUGUCUUUGGGCAACAGGACGACGAGAAGCGAUUCAGGGAUGUUGUAACGGCGUGUAACUUGGAUCACGACUUGCAGACCUUGCCGUAUGGAGAGCAGACUGAGAUCGGCGAGAAAGGUAUCAAUCUUAGUGGAGGGCAAAAGGCUCGUGUUUCUCUUGCAAGGGCGGCCUACUCGGAAUCGGACAUCGUGUUACUGGACGACCCCCUAUCCGCUGUGGACGCCUACGUCGGAAGAUCUAUCAUGGACAAUUGUAUCCUCUCUGGGCCUUUGGCUUCCCGCACCCGUAUCCUUGUCACGCACUCGUUGCACGUCCUUCACAAGAUGGACUUCAUCUACUUCGUCGACCAUGGAACCAUCACUGAGCAAGGGACAUAUGAUGACCUCAUGGCUCAGCGAGGUUCCUUCUCUCGCCUCAUCGAUGAGUACGGCCGGUCGGAUUCUAAAGCUGUACAGCAGACAGCAGGACGCACAGGAGCAGCUCAGUCCGCGAAGUCUGAAAGCACCAACGGGGCCGACAAGGACGUCAAAGAUGUCUUGAUGCAGCUGGAAGAACGUAGUACAGGGGCCGUCACUUCUGAAACCUACAAGACCUACUUGCGGUUCGCUGGGGGUGUCAGAUGGGUCGCAAUCCUUGUCGUCCUCCUGGCCGUCGGGCAGGCUGUACAAGUUGGAACUAAUCUUUGGCUUGGAUUUUGGACGGCGGAUGAGAUCCCGGCAUUUGACAAUGGUCGAUAUAUUGCUGUUUACGCCGGUUUCGGUGUUGCCGACGCCCUAUUCGCGUUCUUGCUCUGCUUUGCCUUCUUUGCCAUGGGAUUGGUGGCUAGUCUGAACCUGUUCAGAGCAUCGUUGGCCGGCAUUCUGCACUCUCCGCUUGCCUUCUUCGACACCACCCCGAUAGGUCGUAUUAUGUCCCGCCUUACCAAGGAUAUCGAAACUCUGGACAACGAAUUGGCACAAAUCAUCUACGCUUUCCUGUCCACGUUUGUGUCAAUUUUCGGUGUCAUGGCUCUGGUAUUCUAUACGUUCCCAUAUCUCGGUAUCAUCUUCGCUCCCCUUUCAAUCUUGUACUACAUCGUGGCCCGCUACUAUCGGUUCUCGUCCGUCGAGACGAAGCGUUUGGAUUCCAUCCUUCGGUCCGGACUUUACGCUGCGGUGUCGGAAAUGUUGACUGGCCUCUCCACUAUCCGUGCUUAUGGCAUCCAAGACCGAUCAACCAACAGUGCCAACCAAGGCCUGGACAUGCAGAACAGGGCUUUCUACAUGGUGAUCACCAUUCAACGCUGGCUUGGUCUCCGCCUCGAUCUUUUCGGCAACAUCUUGAUUCUCGGAAUUGCGCUGUUCGCCGCAGGGUUCCGCGAGGACGUUAACCCUGCGAAGAUCGGUGUCGUCUUGACGUACACCCUCAACAUUACCCUCGUCUUCUCCGAUAUGAUUUCCCAGUUCGCCAUGAACGAGCAGAACAUGAACGCGGUCGAGCGAGUCGUCCACUAUGCCGAUCUCCCGCCUGAAGGUGCCAGGGAAACACCACAAGACCCACCCCCAAGCUGGCCGACGGAUGGAGUUGUCAAGUUUAACAAUGUGAAGCUUGCGUACCGGGAAGGCCUUCCCUUGGUUUUGAAGGGUGUCUCCUUUGACGUUAGGCCGCGGGAGAAGGUUGGUAUUGUUGGAAGGACAGGUGCCGGCAAGAGCUCGUUGCUCCAUGCGCUGUUCCGCACCGUCAAGCUCGCUGAGGGUUCUAUCGAAAUCGACGGCGUCCCCAUCGACCAAGUUGGCUUAGAGACGCUUCGUACCCGCCUCGCCCUUGUUCCUCAAGACAGCACGCUCUUCCUUGGCACCUUGCGCGAAAAUCUGGACCCUCAAGGGCAGCGGACGGAUGCUGAGCUCAUCGCAGCUCUCCAGCGUGCCUGGUUGCUGCCUCAAGCAGGCACCUCCGAUCCAGUCGCCGAAGCCAAGUUCAGCUUGGACAGUAUCAUUGGCAACGAAGGCUCAAACUACAGCACUGGCGAAAAACAACUACUCUCCCUCUGCCGUGCACUCGCUCGAAACAGCAAGAUCAUCGUGUUGGAUGAAGCCACUAGUAACGUCGAUCUGGAGACGGACGCCAAAUUGCAGAGGACGAUCCAGAAAGAGUUUGCGGAUGCGACUGUGUUGUGUAUCGCUCAUCGUCUGAACACCAUCGCUUACUAUGACCGUAUCUUGGUCAUGGACGAUGGGCGUGUUGCGGAAUUCGACACCGUUCUUAACCUCUUCGACAAGGAGGAUUCAAUCUUUAGGUCUCUCUGUGAUGAAGCCAAUUUGUCUAGAGCUGAUAUCCUUCGUAUCCGUGAAGAGCAAAAGGGUGUCCUGCAAGAGUCUUCCUCCGCGUGA
Molecule: messenger RNA, 4245 nt
Organism: Coprinopsis cinerea okayama7#130
Lineage: Eukaryota; Fungi; Basidiomycota; Agaricomycetes; Agaricales; Psathyrellaceae
Product: cadmium ion transporter
Exons: 32
Coding region: 1-4245 (1414 amino acids)
Biological process (GO): transmembrane transport
Cellular component (GO): membrane
Molecular function (GO): ABC-type transporter activity; ATP binding; ATP hydrolysis activity
Source: RefSeq, a predicted model, not a curated record